AUGCUAUUGAAACAGCCUUAUGUCAUCUAUGCUAUCUUGAACGGUUCUCGGUUUCGACUACAAUGCGACAUGAUUAAAAUGGCUCUUAUCGAUCUGAUCGAACUGGUUGAUAUCGAUUACGGUCGAAACGGUAAGUUCGAAUUUAAUAAUAAUAAUAAACAUAUUUAUUCAUUAAUUGUCUUAGUUUUAGAUUCUUAUCGAUAUGAUCCAAAUGAUACGUUAUGGGAUAUAUAUAUAUGA
Messenger RNA from Rotaria socialis, 240 nucleotides. The record is from the annotation of a GenBank genome assembly. Lineage: Eukaryota; Metazoa; Rotifera; Eurotatoria; Philodinida; Philodinidae.